Molecule: messenger RNA, 1388 nt
Organism: Solea senegalensis (Senegalese sole)
Lineage: Eukaryota; Metazoa; Chordata; Actinopteri; Pleuronectiformes; Soleidae
Product: B-cell receptor CD22-like
Exons: 6
Coding region: 69-1235 (388 amino acids)
Source: RefSeq, a predicted model, not a curated record
ACCAAUAUGUUCACCAGUUCUCUUUUUUCCACUGCAAUGUUUGGCUUAAUUUGACUGUAUGUUUAUUUAUGUGCCAGUUUCAAAAUGUACUUUUGGGUUUGGGAAAAACAGACCUAAACCACUACAUUUGCAUUACUCUGAGCUGUUCAGUUUCGUUUGGUUCUCUGCUUCCUGAUUCAUGUGGUUCACUGUCUUCCUGUUUUUGCGUUGACAUGUUGACUGUGUUCACGCUUCUGAUGCUCCUGAUCAUCAAGGAAGGAAGUGGGAAUUCCGACCGGUCAGUGACUUUUGAGAACCCAAAUCCUUGUGCUUUAAAGGGCAAGUCUGUGGAGUUCAGGUGCUCAUACAGCUACAGAGAAGGAGAAACUGUAAGAAAGACCACGUGGUACAGAGGGAAAUUAAACGGUACCAUUUGGACACGCGUGGCGCUUUCAGAUUUCCCUUCAUAUGAAAGUCGUUCUGAAUACCUCGGUGACUGGCAGCAUAACUGUAGCCUUGCAAUCCACGACCUUCAGGUUAAUGACACAGGAUAUUACUACUUCAGGUUUGACACAGACACGUAUGGAUUCCGUAGUAAAAAAUCUGUGUAUCUGUCUGUCACAGAGCUGAAUGUCAGAGUGUGUCCAGAGAGAGUGAGAGUGGGAGAAAAUGUGACACUUGAGUGUAAGACAUCCUGCCAUCAACUUUCAAACACUGCCUGGUUUAAAGAUGGACGCCCGAUAUCCAAAACAAUGUUCCGCGCUCAGGCAGAGGAUUCUGGGAAUUAUGUUUGUGCCAUCAGAGGACGGGAGUCAGAGCAAUCUGACUCUGUUGCACUGGAUGUCCAGUACGGUCCAUUAAACAUGUCCAUUGAAGUGAGUAAACUUGGCCAUCUAUCAAACAGCACCAGUGUGAAUCUGACCUGCAGGGCUACAGCUAACCCUGCAGCCAUAAACUACACCUGGUACAAGACUACUGGUUCCAGCUCCAGCUCUAUGGUCCAUGUGGGAUCAGGACAGGUGCUGUCUCUUACCUCUGUGGUGAGGCCUGGACUCUACCUCUGUCAGGCCAGGAACAGUGUUGGGGAGAACAACCUGACACAGACAGUGCUGAUAGCAGAUCACAAAGACAGAGGAGAACGUGUUAUUCUGCUGAGGACAAAAAGGAACAAGAAGAUGAUUAUGAAAACACCAGCAUAUAAAUAUGAUGAUAAAAAAAAAACUAAUCAAAAAACAAGGAAGGAAAUGAACUAUUAAAAAAACCCAAAUGACAUUUCAUCACACUUCAUGCCUGCUGAACUGAGCUCCAGCUAAUUCUGUGAAGUUCUGUGACUCAUUCACUGCUGCUGAUGGUGUCAUCCCUCCCAAGAUUGUGGAGGUGAUAAAAGAAAUAAAACUUGUGUUACAGUG